CCUAUAUGGAUCAUUCCUUGGAAAUAAGGGCUAGACUUUAAUAUGCCUUGACCGUCGUCAUCUGGUGUACUCUGGUACAUUGGCACCCUUUACUUACCUUUCCCGGUCCCAGUUGCAUUUCCCCGCCCACAUGGCUUAAUGUACUGGCAGAGAGCUCUCAUACUGGCCGAAGCGGGGUGGCACAGAUGACUCUCGGGCUGUCAUCAGGCCGAUGACAUAGUUACCUACCUCCGCCAUCAGGUAGAGGUACACCUGGUACAUCCACCACCGUGGAACCCCUCCUUCUUGCUUUCCUCUCCAAAACUCUGUUUCGACCUCAGGUGUUGUUGUUGACGCCUUGUUGGACGGCUCCCUGAUCGUGUGCUUUGCAAUUGGGAUUUCCAGCUAGAAUACGGAAUAUCUCGUUGAUAUCUCCAUACAGGCCAGGGCUUUUUCGACACGACCGCAUCUUCUUAAUAGCAGCUGUGCGAGACUAUCUGAGCCUUUUCCAUCGUUUACAUUCCCCCGAUGGCCUCUGCUCUGCGGGAACGCCGCUCCUCCAUGGGAGCUCCAAUUUCCGAGCUGCAAGGUCCUGUAGGACCUGGCUUCAGUCGGCCGAAGCACAAACGUACUUUUACGGGCUUUGGGCCAAGGGAUAUCAAGAAAGUCGUAGCUAGCAUUCCUGAACCGCAGAGACAAGCCUGGCGGAAAUUCGCUCCUCAGGCAUUCAAAACAAAGGAAGAAUUUGAGAAAGAGGUUGUUCGCCAUGUCGAGACCACCCUUGCACGCUCUUUAUUCAAUUGCGAUGAGCUGGCCGCAUACUCUGGAACCGCUCUCGCAUUUCGUGACCGACUGGUCAUUGAUUGGAAUAAAACUCAGCAACGUCACACCUUUGCUGAUCAAAAAAGGGUGUAUUACCUCUCUCUCGAAUUCUUAAUGGGGCGUGCCCUUGAUAAUGCGAUGCUGAAUGUGGGGCUCAAGGAUGUUGCGAAAGAUGGCUUGUCCGAUCUCGGUUUCCGUAUCGAGGAUGUAAUUGAUCAAGAGAAUGAUGCUGCGCUCGGAAACGGUGGCUUGGGCCGUCUUGCUGCUUGUCUCCUUGACAGCCUUGCAAGCAUGAAUUAUCCUGCUUGGGGCUAUGGCCUGCGUUACCGCUAUGGUAUAUUCAAACAAGAAAUCGUCAAUGGAUAUCAGAUUGAAGUUCCGGAUUACUGGCUAGACUUUAACCCUUGGGAAUUUCCCCGACAUGAUGUAACUGUGGAUAUCCAAUUCUACGGCGAAGACAAAAAAUACCAUGAUCAAACCGGAAAGCUCGUUCAUUCCUGGGAAGAUGGCGAAAUUGUUCAAGCAGUAGCAUAUGAUGUUCCUAUUCCUGGCUAUGAUACACCAACCACGAACAACCUUCGCCUUUGGUCGAGCAAGGCUGCUAGCGGCGAGUUCGACUUCCAAAAGUUUAACGCAGGCGAUUACGAGAGCGCUGUUGCGGAUCAGCAACAGGCCGAGACUAUCUCUGCAGUGCUCUACCCUAAUGACAACCUUCAGCGUGGAAAAGAACUACGAUUGAAACAGCAAUAUUUCUGGUGCGCAGCUUCUCUCUUCGAUAUUGUUCGCAGAUUCAAAAAGACGAAGCGGCCAUGGAGCGAAUUCUCCCAUCAAGUUGCUAUACAAUUGAACGAUACACAUCCUACUCUUGCGAUUGUUGAGUUGCAGCGAAUCCUUGUUGACCAGGAAGGUCUUGACUGGGACGAAGCUUGGGGCAUUGUUCAAGGAACAUUUGGUUAUACAAAUCAUACUGUUUUGCCUGAAGCAUUGGAGAAAUGGUCUGUCGACUUGAUCCGGCAUCUGUUACCAAGACAUCUAUCCAUCAUCUUUGAUAUCAACCUCGGAUUCCUGCAAUGGGUCGAGAAAACGUUUCCCAACGACCGUGACUUGCUAACCCGCGUAUCUAUCAUUGAAGAGUCCAGCCCGAAAAUGGUGCGAAUGGCGCAUUUAGCAAUAAUUGGUUCUCACAAGGUCAAUGGAGUUGCCGAACUCCAUUCUGAUCUCAUUAAAACGACAAUUUUCAAAGAUUUCGUUGAAAUAUAUGGCCAGGAUAAGUUCACCAACGUUACCAAUGGAAUAACACCGAGAAGAUGGUUGCAUCAAGCGAACCGUCGCUUAUCUGAUCUCAUUGCUUCAAAACUUGGCGGGUACGAAUUCUUGAAGGAUCUGACGCUGUUAGACAAGCUAGAACGCUAUCUGGACGACAAAGAGUUUAAGAAACAAUGGGCUGAGGUCAAGUACCAGAACAAAGUCAGACUCACCAAGCACAUUUACGAUACUACUAGGGUUAGAGUCAACCCCGAGGCACUAUUUGACAUCCAAGUCAAACGAAUUCACGAAUAUAAGCGGCAGCAGCUGAAUAUCUUUGGCGUGAUUCACCGGUACCUAAAAAUCAAAGCUAUGACGCCUGAGGAACGUAAGAAGGUUAUCCCUCGAGUGUCUAUUUUUGGCGGAAAAGCCGCUCCGGGUUAUUGGAUGGCAAAGACAAUCAUCCACCUUAUCAAUAAGGUUGGAGAGGUCGUGAAUAACGACCCAGAAAUUGGUGAUCUGCUGAAGGUUAUCUUUAUUGAGGACUAUAACGUCAGCAAAGCGGAGAUGAUCUGCCCAGCUUCUGAUAUCAGCGAGCACAUAUCAACUGCUGGGAUGGAGGCUAGUGGCACAAGCAACAUGAAGUUCGUGCUAAACGGCGGACUUAUUAUUGGGACUUGUGACGGUGCGAAUAUCGAAAUUACCCGCGAAGUUGGCGAGCAAAAUAUCUUCCUAUUUGGUAAUCUAGCUGAAGAUGUCGAUGACCUACGACACGCCCACGUCUAUAAUCCGUCGAGCAUAGAGUUCGAUCCAGACCUUCGUGCCGUCUUCGAUUGUAUCCUCUCCGGAAAAUUUGGUAGCGCAGAGGAGUUUUCAGCGAUUAUCGACUCUAUCGUUGACCAUGGAGAUUACUAUCUCGUGAGCGAUGAUUUCCAUUCAUAUAUCGAGACACAAGGUCUCGUUGAUGACGCAUAUAAAAACCAGGAUGGCUGGGUUGAAAAGUGCAUUCAGAGCGUUGCGAGAAUGGGGUUCUUUUCUUCGGAUAGGGUUAUUUCUGAAUAUGCUGAAAGCAUUUGGAACGUUGAACCUGUAGAGGUGAACGAAUAAAGGCACUCGUGGUCUAUAAAAGGAUCCCAAUCUGUCAAGCACAUGAGCAAAUGAAGAGGUCGACCGGGACUGAUCACAAAAUCAAUUGAUACGUUUUUGCCUUUUCAACGUUGUUUUAACGCAAGGAGAAUUGAACCUUUAUUAUCCAAUUUGUACUCGAGAAUGUGGCACUAUAUUACCUGCAUCGAUAUUUCUGGAUCUGUUGCAUUACUUCUAUAUGCAUAAGCAUUCGCUCGAACUUUUUUUUCCCUCUUUUCUUCUUUUUUUCCUCCCUACCUAGCUACGUAGAAAUCUUAAAAUUCGAGUUGAUGGAG
Coccidioides posadasii C735 delta SOWgp is the source of this 3467-nucleotide messenger RNA. Lineage: Eukaryota; Fungi; Ascomycota; Eurotiomycetes; Onygenales; Onygenaceae. The record is from RefSeq and is a predicted model, not a curated record.